AUGAAAGCAUAUAGAAAAACUCAACCUUAUUUAAGCUUGGUUAAUAGUUAUUUAAUUGACUCUCCACAACCAAGUACUAUUAGUUAUUGAUAUAACUUAGGAUCAUUAUUAGGAUUAUGUUUAGUUACUCAAAUUGUAACUGGUAUUUUCUUAGCAAUGCAUUAUUCAUCACAUAUUGAAUUAGCAUUUGACUCCGUAGAGCAUAUAAUGCGUGAUGUAAAUUUAGGAUGAUUAAUUAGAUACGCUCAUGCAAAUGGGGCAUCUUUCUUCUUUAUUUGUAUGUACAUUCAUAUAGGUAAAGCUUUAUAUUAUGGUUCAUAUAGAAAACCAAGAGUUUUAGUAUGAAUCAUUGGUGUUAUAAUUUUAAUAGCUACAAUAGCAACUGCCUUUAUGGGUUACUGUUUAGUUUAUGGGCAAAUGAGUCACUGAGGUGCAACAGUUAUUACUAAUUUAUUAUCUGCUAUUCCAUUUAUAGGUGGAGAUGUUGUUCCGUUCAUCUGAGGUGGAUUUUCAGUAAGUAAUCCUACAAUUCAAAGAUUCUUUGCAUUCCAUUAUUUAUUCCCAUUUGUAUUAGCUGCAUUAGUAGUAUUACAUUUAAUUGCAUUACAUGUGCAUGGAUCAAGUAAUCCAGUAGGAAUUACAGGAAAUUUAGAUAGAUUAUCAUUCCAUCCAUACUUUGUAUUUAAAGAUUUAGUAACAGUAUUUGUAUGAUUUUGAUUCUUCUGUUUCUUUGUAUUCUUUUCACCUAACACAAUGGGGCAUCCUGAUAAUUAUAUCCCAGGAAAUCCCCUAGUAACUCCUGCCUCAAUAGUCCCUGAGUGAUACCUAUUACCUUUUUAUGCUAUUUUACGUUCAAUUCCAGAUAAAUUAGGUGGAGUUAUUGCAAUGUUUGGUGCAUUAUUAAUUUUAUUAGUAUUACCUUAUACAGAUCGUAGUAUCUAUAGAGGAUUAGCAUUCAAACCAUUAUCAAAAUUUUUCUUCUGAUUAUUUAUCUUUAAUUUUGUAUUAUUAGCGAACUUAGGGCAAUUACAUGUUGAAGUACCAUUUAUUCAAUUAGGUGUAUGAUCUACAGUAUUUUAUUUCUCAUAUUUCUUAGUUAUAACACCAGUUAUAUCAACAUUAGAGAACAUAUUAUUUUACUUAGGGUCAUUACCUAACAAAGAGUAA
Messenger RNA from Ogataea philodendri, 1167 nucleotides. The record is from the annotation of a RefSeq genome assembly. Lineage: Eukaryota; Fungi; Ascomycota; Pichiomycetes; Pichiales; Pichiaceae.